AUGGCUCGUGCUCGGGCCGAAGCCUGGUGUGGUCUGACGAUAACUACAGGUGCAAUAGGAUUAGUGCUUUGGUUGUCAACACCUCGCUGCUCUGAUUAUCUACACGACCAGUCGCAAAUCAAGUUCGGGUCCGGGUCUGCGAUCCAGAAUUAUGAUUUCAUUGCGGAAACCGCAGCUUUGAUUAUCAUUCUUGGCGUUACCGAGAGUGGGAUUGCGUUAUUUCAUGCUCUGCUUCAACAGGGUAUAGCUGAGAAGACAGUUGUUUCACUCGCGUGCGGGUUUUCCUUCAUCAGCUGGAUGUGGGCUAGGGUUCUCCUCAGCUAUCAUCGCCGUCCAUUCGCGAGGCGAACCCUUACUCGUCCUUCAACCCACUUUUGCAGCCUUGCUGUCCUUGAACUUGUUGUCGCACUCAUGGUUCUUUCUCGCACGACAAAACAGUGUAAUUUAAAUAUACAGGAUGAUCAUGACUUUUGUUGGGUUCGAGGAGUUACUGGAGGUUUGUCAAUGGCUCAUUGA
Marasmius oreades (fairy-ring Marasmius) is the source of this 516-nucleotide messenger RNA. RefSeq lists its product as uncharacterized. The record is from RefSeq and is a predicted model, not a curated record. The transcript has 9 exons. Bases 1 to 516 code for a protein of 171 amino acids. Lineage: Eukaryota; Fungi; Basidiomycota; Agaricomycetes; Agaricales; Marasmiaceae.